AUGAAGGCACCACAGUUUCUCUGUGGGAUUUGCUUACUCCAAAUACAUCACAGAGGAAAGAGGAGAGAUCUUGUCCAGCAGUUCAAAGCUGGAACUCUCACCAUCGAACACUUCUUGGAAAUCAUCUUGUCCAUCAUUCAGCAAAAAACCGCAACAACAAUCACAACAAUCACAAAGACUACUGAGGAAAAAACCUUUAAGGGAAUCAGAAAAGAUGUCAACUUGACUGAACUAGUUGAAUCAAAAAUUAUUGAUGAGGAACUCUACAAGAAAAUUGUUGAUGAAGACGUCACAGUGGUCAGCAAAAUGGAUUCAGUACGUAAAUACCUUGAAGGAACCAACAGCAUUGCAGGAGUGUACAUCCAGUCCACCAAGGAGACGCUGAGCAUCUAUGAAGCCAAAGGCCGAGGUCUACUGACUCCAGGCACCUCUCUGGUUUUGCUGGAAGCCCAAGCAGCCACUGGUUUCAUGAUCGACCCAGUAAAGAACAAGAAACUUUCUGUAGAGGAAGCUGUUGGUCAGAGACUGGUUGGUAAAGAAUGGAAGGACAAACUGAUUUCAGCAGAAAGGGCAGUCACAGGAUACAAAGAUCCCUACACUGGAAACACAAUUUCUUUGUUCCAGGCCCUGAAGAAAGAUCUGAUUGUUAAGGAUCACGGGAUCCGUCUUCUGGAGGCGCAGAUUGCAACAGGAGGAAUAAUAGAUCCAGUCCACAGUCACAGGGUGCCUGUACAGGUGGCAUACCAAAGAGGUUACUUUGAUGAAGAGAUGAACCAGAUCUUAACUGAUCCAGACGAUGACACCAAGGGUUUCUUUGACCCCAACACCAAGGAGAACCUUACAUACCUCCAGCUGAUCGAAAGGUGUAUUACAGAUCCUGCCACAGGUCUCAGUUUACUGGUCGUUGUGAAGAAAGGCGAGUUCUACUUCUUUGUUGACGAGGCCACAAAGGUCAUCCUAAAGUCUACAACAACAACCAAAGCUGGAGGAAAAUAUGAAGGCACCACAGUUUCUCUGUGGGAUUUGCUUUACUCCAAAUACAUCACAGAGGAAAAGAGGAGAGAUCUUGUCCAGCAGUUCAAAGCUGGAACUCUCACCAUCGAACACUUCUUGGAAAUCAUCUUGUCCAUCAUUCAGCAAAAAACCGCAACAACAAUCACAACAAUCACAAAGACUACUGAGGAAAAAACCUUUAAGGGAAUCAGAAAAGAUGUCAACUUGACUGAACUAGUUGAAUCAAAAAUUAUUGAUGAGGAACUCUACAAGAAAAUUGUUGAUGAAGACGUCACAGUGGCCGAAGUCAGCAAAAUGGAUUCAGUACGUAAAUACCUUGAAGGAACCAACAGCAUUGCAGGAGUGUACAUCCAGUCCACCAAGGAGACGCUGAGCAUCUAUGAAGCCAAAGGCCGAGGUCUACUGACUCCAGGCACCUCUCUGGUUUUGCUGGAAGCCCAAGCAGCCACUGGUUUCAUGAUCGACCCAGUAAAGAACAAGAAACUUUCUGUAGAGGAAGCUGUUGGUCAGAGACUGGUUGGUAAAGAAUGGAAGGACAAACUGAUUUCAGCAGAAAGGGCAGUCACAGGAUACAAAGAUCCCUACACUGGAAACACAAUUUCUUUGUUCCAGGCCCUGAAGAAAGAUCUGAUUGUUAAGGAUCACGGGAUCCGUCUUCUGGAGGCGCAGAUUGCAACAGGAGGAAUAAUAGAUCCAGUCCACAGUCACAGGGUGCCUGUACAGGUGGCAUACCAAAGAGGUUACUUUGAUGAAGAGAUGAACCAGAUCUUAACUGAUCCAGACGAUGACACCAAGGGUUUCUUUGACCCCAACACCAAGGAGAACCUUACAUACCUCCAGCUGAUCGAAAGGUGUAUUACAGAUCCUGCCACAGGUCUCAGUUUACUGGUCGUUGUGAAGAAAGCAGAAAGGGCAAAGAAAGGCGAGUUCUACUUCUUUGUUGACGAGGCCACAAAGGUCAUCCUAAAGUCUACAACAACAACCAAAGCUGGAGGAAAAUAUGAAGGCACCACAGUUUCUCUGUGGGAUUUGCUUUACUCCAAAUACAUCACAGAGGAAAAGAGGAGAGAUCUUGUCCAGCAGUUCAAAGCUGGAACUCUCACCAUCGAACACUUCUUGGAAAUCAUCUUGUCCAUCAUUCAGCAAAAAACCGCAACAACAAUCACAACAAUCACAAAGACUACUGAGGAAAAAACCUUUAAGGGAAUCAGAAAAGAUGUCAACUUGACUGAACUAGUUGAAUCAAAAAUUAUUGAUGAGGAACUCUACAAGAAAAUUGUUGAUGAAGACGUCACAGUGGCCGAAGUCAGCAAAAUGGAUUCAGUACGUAAAUACCUUGAAGGAACCAACAGCAUUGCAGGAGUGUACAUCCAGUCCACCAAGGAGACGCUGAGCAUCUAUGAAGCCAAAGGCCGAGGUCUACUGACUCCAGGCACCUCUCUGGUUUUGCUGGAAGCCCAAGCAGCCACUGGUUUCAUGAUCGACCCAGUAAAGAACAAGAAACUUUCUGUAGAGGAAGCUGUUGGUCAGAGACUGGUUGGUAAAGAAUGGAAGGACAAACUGAUUUCAGCAGAAAGGGCAGUCACAGGAUACAAAGAUCCCUACACUGGAAACACAAUUUCUUUGUUCCAGGCCCUGAAGAAAGAUCUGAUUGUUAAGGAUCACGGGAUCCGUCUUCUGGAGGCGCAGAUUGCAACAGGAGGAAUAAUAGAUCCAGUCCACAGUCACAGGGUGCCUGUACAGGUGGCAUACCAAAGAGGUUACUUUGAUGAAGAGAUGAACCAGAUCUUAACUGAUCCAGACGAUGACACCAAGGGUUUCUUUGACCCCAACACCAAGGAGAACCUUACAUACCUCCAGCUGAUCGAAAGGUGUAUUACAGAUCCUGCCACAGGUCUCAGUUUGUUAUUAUUAAAAAAAUAAAUCAAGUUGAAAAUAACAAGUGAAUUUUUGUCACUUUCAGUCUGAAUUUUAUUGCCAUUCAUCCAUUAGAGAAACUUAUUUCAUUUCACCAGACCUGAAAUCCAAUCCAGCAUCGUAUCUGUGAUGGAAAAUUUCUGUGUUUUUGUUAGUCAUAAAUUACAGCUGUGAUCAAGAGGAAGCUUUAACUCUUUUCAUAAGUACUCAAAUGUCAAAGGGAAAGUUAAGAUUAAAGGGACUUGUUUUUGUGUCUAUUAUCUAAUAAUUUUUUUGCUAACUGUUUAAAUGGGUUGCACUUUUUGUUUGUCUUGGAAAUGCUAGUUAUUGUUGAUCUGUGAUGCAAUCAGAUGGUUCUCUUUGCAUAAAAUUUUCAGUUUCUU
Molecule: messenger RNA, 3314 nt
Organism: Gambusia affinis (western mosquitofish)
Lineage: Eukaryota; Metazoa; Chordata; Actinopteri; Cyprinodontiformes; Poeciliidae
Product: epiplakin-like
Biological process (GO): wound healing; intermediate filament bundle assembly
Cellular component (GO): keratin filament; membrane; cytoplasm
Molecular function (GO): keratin filament binding; structural molecule activity
Source: RefSeq, a predicted model, not a curated record